Messenger RNA from Psylliodes chrysocephalus, 2707 nucleotides. Lineage: Eukaryota; Metazoa; Arthropoda; Insecta; Coleoptera; Chrysomelidae. The record is from the annotation of a GenBank genome assembly.
AUUUAAAGUUGAAGAAGUCAAUGUUUAAAAAUGUCAAGUGAAUGUCAAAACUUCAUAACAAAAAUAGUCUACAUAUGGAGAAAUUUCACAAAAGGUCAGAUUUAUAAUAAUCAUUCUUCGAAUUUAGAACUUAGUGAUGUAAUAAACCAAAAUUGAAAAUAGAUAAAAGAUGCUUCAAAAUAGAUGUCGUCAUUCUAGUGUAUUACCACAUGAAAUAUGUUCAUUCUGCAAUACGACAACACCUGAAACUCUUUUAGAUAUCUGUUUUGAUUAUAUUAACAAACAUCCUGAAACAAUAUGCAACCCAGGUUUUUCUUCAGAAGAAGACUUACAAUUAUUGGAUGGGUUGUCCCUACCAGUGGAAAUUUGUGAACGUUUAUUAAAUGUUCGGAAUAAUAGCCUAACGCCAGUCGAUUCAAAUUUUAUUAACCUUUUUAGAAAUACUGACUGUACUAGAUUAAAACGUGUUAAAUUAAGAAGACAAUCUGAAAUAAAAGACCAAGAUUUAGAAAUACUCUUAAAACAUAAUUUGGUUGAAUUAGAUUUAUCAUUAUGUCCAAAUUUGACUCCAACCUGUAUUCAUCAUAUAACAGAAAACAGUUCAAAUUUAUUAUUUCUGAGUGUAGGUGAAGAUACAGACAUUUUCCCUGUUAGGAUGUUUGGUAAAUCCCCUAUUGGUCAAGAAUUAUAUGACAAAGGUUAUAUAUUCUAUGCUCCAAAUCUUCGAAAGCUAACUCUUAAAGGUUUACAUUUAUUGCAAUCUGAUUUUUAUAUGAUUUUGUUGUACCCUUUAUCCAAUUUGACUCACUUAGAUCUGUCAAACUGUAAUGAUUUACAUGAUUUUUCUUAUACCCAACAUCUAAUUAACUUAACCUCUCUAAUAUUAUAUAAUGUUCAUGGUAUUGAACUAAUGAUACCUGCUAUUUGUAAAUUAACAAAUUUAAAGCAUUUAGACGUAUCUCAGUCAAAAGAUGACCAGGGUAAAUAUGAAAAAGGUGACAAAAUACUUAGUUCUAUAGUAGAAUGCCUCCCCAAAUUGACUUCCUUGGAUAUUUCUGGUACAAAUUUGGCUGGCAGAGGUGUAGCUGAAACAUUGAAUGGGUCUGUUUGUGACAUACCAGGCUUAAGUUCAAGAGCAAAUAACCCAUUUCAAUAUCUGGGACUUUAUGAGACUUCCCAUGAUGCUUGUUUAAGACAUGAUAUACCUGCAAAAUUGAUCGGAGGAAAUGCUAAUGAAGAACAAAUACUAGUAGCUGCUUUGGCAUAUUUGGAUAGGACAGAUAUGUUACAAAAAGUUAUGAAUGAAUUGUUUCAUUUAUUUAGACUAGAAAAUAUCGAAUACCUGGGACAAGCUUUAAAUAUAGUUUUAGAAGCAAUGAGUAGACAUUUACAUGAAAGACAUAUACAAAUUUCUGGAAGUGCAACACUGUUUUAUAUUGUAAAAGGCACUGGCCCAGAGCUACAUGAUGAUGUUAGAGUAAAAAGAAAAAUAAUUACAACGCUUCUAAAUGGUAUGAGUGUUCACAAGAAUGAUGAUACCAUGAUGAGGAAUGGAUGCUUGACUCUUUGUCAAUUUAGAAUACCACAAGAUGUGCUUUUUGACUAUGAACGUUUAGUAAAUAUACUUCUCUACUCCGUAUAUGGUAUGGUACAAGAGAGCUUUGUACAAAGGAUAGGCAUUUAUUUACUUAAUUCUCUAGCUUGUCAGGUGGAUGGGCAUCAAAAAGUGAAACUUGGCGAAUUGGGUGCAAUAAAUAGAAUGAUUUGGUUGAUUAAAGAAAGGCUAGAACGCGGGCUUUGCGAUGAUGUCUUGGAGGUGGCAUGGUCAACAAUGUGGAAUGUUACUGAUGAAACACCAUUGAAUUGCAGAAAGUUUCUAGAACAUAAAGGAAUGCAACAUUUUUUGCAAUGUCUCGAAAGGUUUCCUGACAAGGAAGAGCUUCUCCGCAACAUGAUGGGUCUAUUGGGCAACGUCGCCGAAGUCCAGGAACUUCGUCAUUACCUCAUCACCCCUGAGUACUUAACAGUAUUUGCCAGGUUGUUGGAUUCCGAGAGCGACGGUAUUGAAGUUAGCUACAAUGCGGCUGGCGUCAUUUCACACAUAGCUUCUGACGGUCCAGGCGUUUGGGCUGUUCAAGAACCAUCUAGAACCUACGUAUUAAAUAAAAUGGUUUCAGCGAUCGAACGCUGGGAUCUGAACUCGCCUAGGAAUAUUAAUUAUAGAUCUUUCGAACCGAUUUUAUAUCUUGUACAGGUGUUUCAUACUCCAGAGUGUCAGCAUUGGGCUGUAUGGGCUUUAGCUAAUCUAACAAAAGUAUAUCCCGAAAAAUAUUGUACAUUGGUCGAACGGGAAGGAGGCUUGCGAUUACUUCAAAAACUAAUUUUUCAUUCGGAUGUUCCGGCAAGGGUAAAGGACUUAGCUGGGGUAGUAAUUGAGAAUUGCAGAAAUUUUCAAGCUUCCCUCGACGGAUAAGUUUUAAUAUUUUUUAGAGACAUUGAAAUACUCAUCAAAGCAUCGUAAAAUUUGUUUGUGAUUUGGUAUAUUAAAAAAAAUUCAAAACCAUUCUUUACACAUAUAGCGGACUUAUGUGGACUGUUAUAAUUUAAUUUUUUUUUUCGCUGAUUCAUUUAUUAGGACAUAUUGACUAUUUAUGUUUCAGAAUAGAAUAAUGUGAUUUUAUUUAUGCAAUAUAGAUAUAUUUAUUGA